GACCACUGCUUUAGACGAUACUAGGAUACUAUAGAGACCCUUAUGCCUGGAAUCGUUUUGCCACUUAAUUCAUACCACUUGCGCUGUUUAGGUAAUAAAAAUCAAUAGAUCGAAAAAAAUUGAACAUCAUUCAUCAUUAUCCUGGUCUUGCUAAUUAGGCAUGUAUGUAUUUGUUAAUUUGCUGGAUUUAUGAAAAUAGGAUUCGUGUAAGGCCUAAUGGCGUGUCCCAUGAACGCAAUCCCAUAUUUGUUGCCUCGACAGUUCAGGAGAAACGAACGGUGAAUUGAGUUUCUGCGUCUUUGAGUAACAGAUGGUAUGUACCUCAUUAUGCAUAAUUUGCACCUUUGCAUGGUAAAUAAAGAUCUUUUGAAACGGCUCAGUGAAGCAUUUGCGAGGUGGAAUCUACUAUGGAAGUGUCAGCUUACGAUUUGUAUUUGUUGAUGAGCAUUGUUGUUCCAUCAAUAGCGUGGAACGCCUUGUCGCUGAAAGUUCAGAUACACAAAUUGAAAAAACUUGCAAAUUGGUUCAUGUGCUUCAUUAUUAUCACCGAUUUUUUUGUUAUAUUUGUGAGCCUGUUUCACGUCGCAUAUUCUUUGACUUGUCGUAAAACCGGCUCAUGCUUGAAAAUACCAAAGCAAGCGACGAAAAAUUCGAAUCACACGCCAUGGCAAGAGGAUACCGUAAAUAUUGAUGAUUUCCAAGCCUGUGGCAUGAGAGUUAUAAUAAAAUUUGUUUAUGACUUCACGAGUACAAUCAUGCCAUCCAUUGGAGCCAGUCAACUUUGGACAUUGAUCUACCUAAUAGCAAAACCGAGGACUUCAAGCAAUUCGAAGUGUCGUUUCGCUGGACAAAAGCGAAGUCUUUUUCUUGUGGUUCCUCUUUUAGCAAAUACAGUUGAAUACGUUGCAACAAUUUAUUUGAGCCGAUCGAAUUAUAUCACCCUGGAUACGAUGUGGUUGAUACAAUUUUCUUUACGUGUUUCAUUAGGAUUCAUGUUCUCACUUCUUCCAGCUAUGUUUCUCAUAGGAAUUGUAUGCAUGAGGUGGAUACAUUCUCCCGUUGUCCCUAAAACUCUCACCACAACGAAAAAUAAAAGAAGUGUUUCGAUGCGUCAAUAUAGCUCACCGGUACCACUUUCUAUGAAAAAGCGACUCAGAAUCAAAUUCUACAGAAAGACUUCUGUUAUUUGGUCGGAAAAUACCUUUUCAAUUCUUUACACAAUAGCAGCAUUGUCGAUUAUAUUCUGGGUGCCCGUUCAUAUACACUCCGUUAUCGACAUGGGAGUAAAUAUACCUUUUAACGUCAUUGUGAGUAUCAACCUAUGCACUUUGCUGCGCCCGAUGACAAUUUAUUGCAUGAGCAACAAAUGGAGAAAAGACCUGAAAAAAGCAGCAAUGCCUGUCAUAAAAUUUCGAAACAUUGUACAUCGACGAGUCAGCAAAGAAACACAAAGACCUUCACCCUAUCACGUGACACCACUACCCAUCAUCCCAAUAAAAUUGGUGCCAAGAGAACCCUUGGUAGAUCAAGACUGUACGGUUUUUGAACGACGCCGAUCGUGUUUUGGGAGCAUUGUUUCUACAGAAAAAUCAUUUCUUGUCCGACCAAACAACAGAAUUGCUCCAUGUAUUGAAGAGUGAUGUUACUACAAACUUGCAAUAUCUUGUCUUAUUUUACUAUACUGCACAUUGUAUGUAUAAUUCGUCUUUAAGUAUGUAUUGUUGUGAUUCGCACUUGAAGCACACGGUAAUGCACCACACUGUGGGAUCUUAUAGCAUUUGACCAUAUUGAACUAUCCAUGGUGAGUUUAUACAGCAAAAUCAUGGUGUACUGCUUUUCAUUGCUUAUUCAUUCAAUCGUAUUAAUAUUAUUAUCAAUAUUAGUAUUUAUUCUACAUCUAUUCUCUCACAGAUUUGCAUGUACUUUUAGUCAAGCAUCGUGGGUUGAUGGUGUUGACUAAGUUUAUAACAGAAAAUAUGUUUAAAAAUGCAACCAAUUUAUCAUAAUAUUUUAGAGUGAUUUACUUUAGUAAACGUAAAAGAGUUACAUGGAGUCAUUAACCAAAACUAGCCAGUCGUUUUUGCUUGUUUGUACACUCUUCACACUUAUAAAUUAUUUUAGCAAACGUAUUUUUCACUUCCGUCACCCUCGUGAAACAAUUCAACGUCAUUUUUUAUUCUUUUUCGUGUUUUAGCUUCGGUGCUAUUUGUACAUUGUUCUAACAGAUUGACGUCAAAGAAUAAACAACAUUUGCUUUUAGGUCUUUGUCGAAUCCGUGAUCCACUCUAAACUGCUAUUAUUCAAGUGUAUCCAAUUUGGAUACUAAUUUUAUACUUUUUAUCUAUUAUAAUUUCUCUUUAUAUAUAUGUAUAUAUGAAUAUUCAUUCCUAUCUUAA
Molecule: messenger RNA, 2396 nt
Organism: Styela clava
Lineage: Eukaryota; Metazoa; Chordata; Ascidiacea; Stolidobranchia; Styelidae
Source: RefSeq, a predicted model, not a curated record